Adineta ricciae is the source of this 576-nucleotide messenger RNA. NCBI's taxonomy places the organism in Eukaryota, Metazoa, Rotifera, Eurotatoria, Adinetida, Adinetidae. The record is from the annotation of a GenBank genome assembly.
AUGCAAUCACGGAUGGAUCCGAUGAAGUUGACCAGUCAUGUGAAUAGUCCAGCAAUUAACAAAAGCCUGGUAGAAUAUGCUGAAAGGAAAUUUAGGCAGCUUGUUUCAGGGUUAUCAAAAUUUGAACAACAAAUAGGAUUAUCUAUGAUUCAUGACUGGUAUAGAAAUGAACGCAAGCAACAAGUGAUAGAAAAGUGGAAACAACCAAAGACGAACACCGAUGUCAAAGCAGCUAAGUUGACGAUACUUCAUUACAAUAUUCGACACUUUUAUUCAAACCAGUGCGAUUUGCUUGACAUGAUCACCCAUCGCAUCCCGAUGAUAAUUUCUUUAAAUGAAUUCGGAUCUCCAAUACCCGAAAAAACGAUAAAACAACUACUUUUCUCGUAUAACAUUGUUAUGAAAGCAGGUACCAACUCUCACGGUGGAGUUGUGCUAGCAAUUAACAAGAAAUUGAACGAAAUCCCAAUCAACAGCCCGGAAUCGAACAUCGUAGCAGCAGAAAUAACAAUAAACGACGAAACGUUUAUCAUUGCGUCGAUUUACUCACCACGAAAUGAGAAACUAUCAUUAUAA